This is a messenger RNA of Mercenaria mercenaria, 2375 nucleotides long. Its product is annotated as slit homolog 1 protein-like. The coding region runs from base 161 to 2299 and encodes 712 amino acids. Gene Ontology annotation, molecular function: protein binding. The transcript is spliced from 2 exons. The record is from RefSeq and is a predicted model, not a curated record. NCBI's taxonomy places the organism in Eukaryota, Metazoa, Mollusca, Bivalvia, Venerida, Veneridae.
AGGACACAGUUAUAUCAGAUAAGAAACUGGGAGAUAGGUGCAUGAUAUUUUAUAAAUACUUUAACAGCAGUGUUGAAAAUUCUGUUCAUUCAGAGCAUAUUGGACGAAAAGUAAUAGCCAAAAAGCAAAACAUCAAUUGCCCCUUAACAAGGACUUCAGCAUGAGAAAUAUCAUCACAAUCGCCCCCCUUGUGAUGUUCCUCUCCAAAUCAGUGCUGUCUCAGAGUUGUGUUUCUCCAACAAGCAGCUGUGAUUGUUUCCAAGAAAAUGGAAACAAAAUAAUCAGCUGUCGUUAUAAAAAUUUGACAGAAAUUCCGACAUUUACGAACACUAAUCAAGUUUAUUACGAAAUACGAUUUACUUCAUCUGAAGAGACCGGAACGUGUCAGCCAUCUUUUGGUUGUAACAAUAUCAGACAGAUAGGAGCCAAUGCAUUUGCUAACUUAAAAGUGAGGAGAAUAGAUCUGCUAAAUAAUCCUAUAUCAACAAUAGACCAUGAUGCUCUUAAUGGUUUAACUCCAGAGCUGGAAGCUAUUUUACUUGAAGGAGAUGGAUCAAGUGGGAUGCCAUACCAAGCACUCGCCUCUCUAGAUGAACAUCUAAAAAUUCUCCAUCUUGAACACUAUGGUCAUCAGGUCAUUCAGUCACCAGUUGUAUUUCCAUUUCCAAAUCUAGAAUCACUUACAAUUAAAAAGUGGACAAGACUUGACGAUGUCAAUGCAUAUGUCUUCAAUAAAAUGCAGAAUUUGAAGGAACUGAAGUUGAUAACAUUAAGAGCUCUUACUACUCUUCCAGUACCCGCUAUUCAAAAGUUUUUGAAUUUAACAUCUAUUGAUAUUAUGGACACUGGUAUAAGAUCUAUUUUUGGAGACACAUUUACACCAAUGGCAGUGCUACACGAUGUCAAAAUACGUAACAAUAUAUACUUGAACACAAUAGAUCAAAGAGCAUUUAGCGGAAUAACUGACACUUUGGAAUAUUUAGAUGUCGACAAUAAUAAUCUAAAUAGUGUACUAAGUAUUGAAUUUCUCCGAAAUGAAAACUGGCCCAUUUUAAGCCAUUUAAACAUUGGAUAUAACUACAAUCUAAAGGACCUUCCAAGCGGAAUAUUCACCAGAACACCAACUUUAGCUUAUCUAACAUGCCAGGAUAUUGGAUUAACAAGAAUAAACAAAGACAUGUUUACUGGACUUUCAAAUCUGCAUACACUUGAUCUGGCUUAUAAUGAAAUAAGAACAGUUUCUGCAGAAACAUUUAAGAAUUCACCCACUUUGGUUGAACUUCGACUGCAUGACCAGCAUAAUAAUGACUUUAUAGACUUUCAAAAUGAUGCAUUUAGUGGAAUUGAAACUUCCCUGGAGAUACUUAGUCUUUUCAACAACAAGUUCAAUGUUUCUCAAUUUUGGAUUGACAUAUCAAGGCUGUCAAAUUUGUUAGUGCUAGAAGUUAUGGAUACUGGUAUUGAAAAUAUUCCUGAUAAAGUUUUCAGAAACAACAUAAAACUUACAAGUUUACACAUGGCUGAUAACAAUAUAUCUUCAGUAAAACAAGAUACAUUUUUCGGUCCAAGAGAUACACUGAGGACUAUAGACCUUCAGAGAAACCAAAUACAAACCAUUGAUCAAUGUACAUUGAAUGACUUUCCUACCAAACCAGGGAUGAUGUUGGCAGGGAAUCCACUGAACUGUGACUGUGAUUUGCUUUGGUUAUACGACUGGUUCAAACAGCAAAGUGACCAAGACAGAGUUGCCUAUCAGGAUAUAGGAGCUUGUUCAUCACCACCGUCUCUUGCUUAUAAAUACUUCACACAGUUCAUUAGAAAUGAAAUGUGCCCUGGAGGAACGUCUGUCGUAACAUGCCCAGAUUUAUACCGAACAACAUUAAUGUCCACUACUACUACCAGCACAACAACAACAACAAUAACAACCCCGAAACCUACAACACCGCCUUUACCAGGAUUUCAACUUUUAAUAAUAAACAGAGACACUAGCUAUAUUGAGGUAACUUGGGUAAUAAAUGACAAGACACAUGUUACUGGUUUUAAAAUAGAGAUGAUAUCCAAUUACCACGAAACCAGAGUCGUUUAUCCAGGACUCCAUGCCACAUUACACAUAUUCUAUAAGUUACGGCCAGAUACCACUUACACUUUCUGCCUUGUACUCAAAAUCGAAGAUGUUUACAGAGAGACUGAACCAGAUUGCAUACAAGCACAAACACUCCCGCUGUUCACUGAUCCACUACAAUCUGCAACGAAAUUGGCGCCCAGGCCUGACUCUCCGCUUGGUAUCGUCAUUGGAUAGAAGUUGGUGAAACUGUUCUUGUGACGCUAUAUACUAGUUAACAUCUUUAGUUUUGACAAAUAAAAGCAGAUUUUGC